Pseudopodoces humilis (Tibetan ground-tit) is the source of this 1357-nucleotide messenger RNA. RefSeq names its product tetratricopeptide repeat domain 1 (gene TTC1). NCBI's taxonomy places the organism in Eukaryota, Metazoa, Chordata, Aves, Passeriformes, Paridae. The record is from RefSeq and is a predicted model, not a curated record. Gene Ontology annotation, molecular function: protein binding.
GCGUGCCGGAAGCCGGAAGCCGGAAGUGCAGCUGGCGCAGGUCCAGCAUGGAAGAAUUUAAAGAUGCAAGUCCGCCUGAGGAGUUACUGAAUCACCUGAAGCUCUCAGACCAGAAGUCUGCAGGGACUGGCCCCAGAGAUGCCCAGCACCCCCAGAGCUUUGGAAGUGGCUGUGCCCCUUCCCCAGGCCAGGAUCCCACUGAGGAGUAUUUCCAUGACUGUCACGACUCCUUUGAGGCCAAAGGACCUGUGCUGGAUGAUGAAGGGAACGUUCAGGAUGACGGGAGUAGCUCGAGGAAGCAGACAGAACUAGAUGAAGAAUACUUGCUAGAGCUAGAGAAAGAUAUGCCAGAGGAGGAGAAACAGAAAAGAAGAAAGGAGAGCACGGGGCUGAAGGAGAAAGGAAAUGAGCACUUCAAGAAAGGAGACUAUGGAGAGGCAGAAGACUCCUACACCAAGGCUCUGCAGAUUUGCCCAGCCUGCUUCCAGAAGGACAGGGCUGUUCUGUUCUCAAACAGAGCUGCUGCAAAAAUGAAACAGGACAAGACAGAGGCUGCCCUGAGUGACUGCACCAAAGCUGUGGAAUUAGACCCUCACUAUGUCAGAGCUUUGCUGAGAAGAGCAGAACUCUAUGAAAAAACAGAAAAAUUAGAUGAAGCUCUGGAAGAUUAUAAGGCAGUCCUAGAAAAAGACCCAUCAGUUCAUCAAGCCAGAGAAGCUUGCAUGAGAUUACCACAGCAAAUUGAGGAGAGGAAUGAAAAAUUAAAGAAAGAAAUGCUGGGCAAACUGAAAGAUCUGGGCAAUUUGGUCCUGCGCCCCUUUGGCCUGUCAACAGAGAACUUCCAGGUCAAACAGGAUUCAUCAACUGGCUCCUACUCCAUCAACUUUGUUCAAAACCCCAACAACAACAGAUAACAUGGAUUCAGUGUGGCUCUGCACAUCCCAUGCCAGGAUCCAGCAAACCAACACCCUCCACCCCCAGGGGAAGGGGAGACUCAGCAAACUCAUUUCCCAGCUUGUGAAAUUAUUUGCAAUGUGGAUGUAAAGCAACUCAUUCAACUUCUCAUAGUGAUAACUGUGUCCAGUGUGUGAUUUUUUUUUUUUUUAAUAUUUUUUUUCCCCUUCCCUUGAGGUGUUUGGUUUUUCCAAGAGUCAGUUCCUUGGUUUGGUCCACCCAGUGCUGGCAGCAGCAGCUCAGGGGAAUCCAAAGGCUGGAACAAAGGCUGGUGGUGUCCUGGGAAGGGGGAAAUCCAGCAGCAGCACUGCCCCACCCUCAGCUGGGUGGGACUGGCACCCCCUUGGCCACAGCUCUGCCCUGGAAUCAUGGAUCUUGUAAUAAAGGCUUGGGAUUUCUGCUC